Messenger RNA from Trypanosoma conorhini, 804 nucleotides. RefSeq lists its product as uncharacterized. NCBI's taxonomy places the organism in Eukaryota, Euglenozoa, Kinetoplastea, Trypanosomatida, Trypanosomatidae. The record is from RefSeq and is a predicted model, not a curated record. The transcript has a single exon. Bases 1 to 804 code for a protein of 267 amino acids.
AUGUGCCUGUCGCAGGCCCCAGCAUCAGAGGUGCCGCGUCUGCUUCUCUGCCACGGCGAACACGCUACCGUGACCAGUCGGUACUGGGAGGCGUACCGUCACAUGGCACGGGCGCUUCGCAUUGACGCCUCGCUGAGUGCGUCGCUGCAACCGCACCUUUCAGCCGCCGUCGCCGCGAUGGAUGCGAUGCGUCGCCCAACAACGACGACGAUCACGGCGGUGGAGGUGCGACCGGCGCUUCCCGUCGAGGCGGCGGCGCAGGUCGGCGUGUUCGCGGCGGACGACAUGGCGCCCUCCGCCGUGGUCGUGCACGAGCGCGCCUUCGCGGUUGGGUACCACGGCAUUGGCGGGGACGGGCCGCCGCCGCUCUGCGUGGCGUAUGCCGCGAGUUACCGCGAGCGACACGCACGCUACGAGUGCGACCCUUUGCGGCUGCUCGCCGGCCUCGCCUCGGCCUUCCACGCGGGUAUUGCGCUGGUGAUGCACGUCGUCACGAAAUGGAGCGGCUACAAGACGCAGGUGGCGGGGCACGAGGCCCCGGCGAGGUUGGCGCGGAACGCAAACGUCCCUGCCGACGCAUACGACGGGCUUCGCGUCGACUUGGAGGGGCGGUGUGCGCCGUGCCACUACCUCUCGCAACUCUUCAAGAAGGGGCCGAAGCACCCGCAUUGCCACGCUUCCGUGGCCCAGUACGCCUGCACCUCUCGCACGGCGGAAGCACGGAACGCGCCGCCGCUGCCAUGGCUCACCAUGUCGCACGUGGAGCUGCAGCGGCAUGGCGCACACUACCGGCGACCGUCCUGA